This is a messenger RNA of Prorocentrum cordatum, 2352 nucleotides long. Lineage: Eukaryota; Dinophyceae; Prorocentrales; Prorocentraceae. The record is from the annotation of a GenBank genome assembly.
AUGGCGUUCGACCUUCCCCCGAGCCAGGGGGUGCGCGUGCUUGCCAGGAGGACGUGGCUCGAGUUCGGGGGCCUCGAGAAGUACGCCGCGGACGUGCCCGUGAGGCUGGUGCUCUCCGGCCUAAGGGUCUGCAGAGGGCCCCUGGACUCGGUCCUGGAGCCCAUCCAGGAGAGCGGGGCGUCCCAGGACGAGCCCCCCCCGCCGCACGACGGUGGGGCGCCGCAGGAGGAGGAGGAGGAGGAGGAGGCCAGCGCCUCCGAGGACGGCUGGGCAGAGGACAGCGGGAGCUCGAGCUCGAUCUACACCUCCGCCAGCGGCCAGGCGGCCGCCUGCUACCACCCGGCGGUGCAGUACAGUCCACUUUGCUGCAACACCAUCCAGCGCGCCGCCGACAUAUGGUAUGAGCUGACCAACAAAGAUGUUAUUGUUGAUCGGGGCUCAAGUGCGGAACAAGUUGGCAGGCGUCAGUGUGCGCAGAAGGUUGACGAGUACAUGUGCAUCCCCUUUGGAUACGAGAGUGGCAGGUUGCAGCUGAGCGCGGCGUGUGAGGCCAUGGAUAACGCGGACAACAUGGCGAAGUGCUGCGAGGGCAGGCACCCCGAGAUCGUGGUGGCGAAGGAAAUGCUCAUGAACAAAAAGACAGAGAAGCAGAUGCUUGACUGGAUGGAUCAGAUAUGUAGAUAUCAAUUGAAGCAGUGCCCGACAGUCUAUGGCGGAAAUAUCAAUGAUAAUGCAGGUGAGCUCACGGCCAUGGACACGGAGGUGCUGGACGGCUAUGGCACGGAGGAUAAGACGGCGGUCAACAGCCUGAACCAGGUGAUGAAUGCCUGGCAGUGUACAAGGGCAUCGGAGGGAUGUAUGAUCAGUAAGCACGCGAUAGACAAGGCGGGCGGGAAGGCGUUUGUCCUCGAAGGCCGUGCUUCUGUCCUGGGUCUGGCCGUGGGGCCCGAGGCGCUGCAGGAGGCCGUGCAGCUGUCGAAGGCCUCGGCGAGCGGCGCCGGCAGUGUGCCCCUGGCGGGCCCGCAGGGCAAGAGGAACAGUGGUCGCGCGAUCAGCAAGAGGCCAGUGGUGGACAAGGCCGCCGCCGGCCAGCCCGACGCCCCGUCGCCGCGGCCCACCUCGGCGCCGCGCGGCACGCCGGCGGGCGACGGCGCCCCGCGGCUGCGCGACUCGCCGGAGGCGCCGCCCGCGGCGAGGCCCCGCAGGAAUCUCAGACCCGAGCAAGAGGCAGGCCGAGAAGAUUCCAAACAGCCUGCCGAUCUGGGUGCACACUGCUUCGGGCACGGGGCGUUUGCGGAGGCGAUGUGCCGCAUUGCCUUCGCCUACCUCCAUUUCUCCGGCACCGCGCAGCAGCAGAGCAUGGGGAGCCUCGGGCGCGCCACGUGGCUGAUCGCCUACCUCCGCUCCAGUCUCCAGUACUUCGGCCGCCUCGGGCCGGAGCGGCUGCUGCAGCGGCCGCGGGGCUGCCCGCUGCGCUCGCUGCUGGCCGCCAUGCCCCCUGAGGAGUGCGGCGGCUGCCCGCGCGAGGCGCUCGCCGUGGACCUGCCCCCCGCCACCGUGCGCCACGGGGUCGGCCCCGACGACGCCGUGGUGAGAGCCACGACCCGGAGCCUCAGGAGGAGCUCCACCUCGAAGACGGUCGACAGGUCUGGCGGUCAGCGAAGGCCAUCGGCGCUGCUCUCGCAGGUCGCCUCGGAAACAGGGGCCCCGCCCGGCGGCGCGCCGCACGCCCCCCCCGGGGUCGGCGUGCUCGACGCCGUGCCGCCGGGCCUGCUGUCCGAGAGCGGGGAUGACUCGGACUCGAGCUCCAGCGCGACGUCGUCGUGCGGCCAGUCUGGCGUGGACGUCGAGGCUACGUUCUCGAUGACGAUCUCAUCAGCGCCAAGGAAACGUUCGAUGAAGGUGCGGGCCGCGGACACGGGCGGGAGCCUGCUGCUGGGCGCCGGCCGCGUCGACACGCACGGCAAGGUGCGGAGGCCGAGCCGCCAGCUGAGCAUCGUGGCCCUGGACUCGCUGUCGCCGUGGCCCCCCGUCGGGUCCGCCUGGAUCGAGGACGGCGUUUGGCAGGCUGUGCGAGGCGGACCUGAGCACCACUCCGUGGGGGCGAGCCACAUGUCCCGGCUGCUCGGUGGUGGACGUCUGCAGGUUCCAGCGGCACCCGUUCAAGCCGCUCCUGCUGGACUGGCAUCCCGACAUACCUGCCUCCAAAGUGGUCCCGCAAGCAGACGAGCCUCCGCCGACAUACCAGGCGAUCGUUCAGUUGCCUCCGAUGGGCAAGAGGGCUGGACUUCGGGGAGUGCCGGUUCCGAAGAUGGUCGCCAUCUCGGCGGCUUUCAAGCAGGGCGGCCUUGA